This is a messenger RNA of Pongo pygmaeus (Bornean orangutan), 2584 nucleotides long. RefSeq names its product phosphatidylinositol-glycan biosynthesis class W protein. Gene Ontology annotation, cellular component: membrane; endoplasmic reticulum. The record is from RefSeq and is a predicted model, not a curated record. The transcript is spliced from 3 exons. Gene Ontology annotation, molecular function: glucosaminyl-phosphatidylinositol O-acyltransferase activity. Gene Ontology annotation, biological process: GPI anchor biosynthetic process; protein localization to plasma membrane. Lineage: Eukaryota; Metazoa; Chordata; Mammalia; Primates; Hominidae. Bases 381 to 1895 code for a protein of 504 amino acids.
GGAAGUGCUGCGCGGGAGGCGGAAGCGGAUGGUUCCCGCGUGGUUUGGCGGGUGCAGCGGGAGUCCGGCGGCCCUGCCCACGUAGACUGUCUGCUGGGGGCGCCGGCACCUUUUGGAGCACGUGAGUCAACAGUCUCACUCUGUGGCCCAGGCUGGAGUGCAAUGGCUCACUCCAAACUCUGCUUUCCCGGUUCAAGCGAUUCUCCUGCCUCAUCUCGCAAGUAGCUGGGAUUACAGGCGGGUGCCAUCACUCCUGGCUAAUUUUUGUAUUUUUAGUAGAGACGGGCUUUCACCAUGUUGACCAGGCUGGUCUCGAACUCUUGACCUCAGGUGAUCCUCCCACCUCGGCCUCCCAAAGUGCUAGGAUUACAGGAAGAAAAAUGUCUGAAAAGCAGAUGAAGGAAGCUUUUGUCAGUAACCUCAAUGGAACCACCGUGCUGGAAAUCACCCAGGGAUUGUGCUUUCCUGCAUUCUGUAUCCUGUGCAGAGGGUUCCUGAUCAUUUUCUCACAGUACUUGUGUUCUUUUUCACAUACCUGGAAAACUAGAUUCUUCAUUGACUUUGUUGUCCUAAUAGUUCCCAUGGUAGCCACUUUGACCAUUUGGGCUUCAUUUAUCCUCCUUGAGCUUCUUGGUGUAAUUAUCUUUGGGGCAGGGCUGUUGUAUCAAAUAUACCGAAGGAGGACCUGCUAUGCCAGACUGCCUUUCCUAAAAAUCCUUGAAAAAUUCUUGAACAUCAGUCUAGAAUCAGAAUGCAUUCCAGCCAUCUCCUGUUUCCGUGUAAUUACCAGUGCAUUUACUGCUAUUGCUAUUUUGGCUGUGGACUUCCCACUUUUUCCCAGAAGAUUUGCCAAAACUGAGCUCUAUGGGACAGGAGCAAUGGAUUUUGGAGUAGGUGGCUUUGUUUUUGGGUCUGCAAUGGUUUGUCUAGAGGUCAGGAGGAGAAAAUAUAUGGAAGGGUCCAAAUUGCGUUACUUUACAAACUCACUAUACUCUGUAUGGCCAUUAGUCUUCCUAGGAAUCGGACGAUUAGCCAUUAUAAAAUCAAUAGGCUAUCAGGAACAUUUAACUGAGUAUGGAGUUCACUGGAACUUUUUCUUUACCAUAAUAGUUGUGAAAUUGAUAACACCACUGCUUUUGAUUAUUUUUCCCCUAAAUAAGUCCUGGAUUAUUGCCCUCAGCAUUACUAUAUUAUACCAGCUAGCCCUUGACUUUACCUCACUGAAGAGGUUAAUAUUAUAUGGCACUGAUGGUAGUGGCACACGGGUUGGUCUAUUAAAUGCCAACCGUGAAGGAAUAAUCUCUACCCUGGGGUAUGUGGCAAUACACAUGGCUGGUGUGCAAACAGGGUUAUACAUGCAUAAGAACCGAUCACAUAUCAAAGACUUGAUAAAAGUAGCCUGUUUUCUUUUACUAGCAGCUAUUAGCCUCUUCAUAUCUCUUUACGUAGUUCAAGUAAAUGUAGAAGCAGUAUCUCGAAGAAUGGCAAAUUUAGCCUUUUGUAUUUGGAUAGUUGCUUCUAGCCUGAUCCUUCUUAGUAGUUUAUUACUGGGUGAUAUAAUUUUGAGUUUUGCCAAAUUUCUAAUUAAUGGAGCUCUAGUACCAUGUUCUUGGAAACUUAUCCAGUCACCUGUUACAAAUAAAAAGCAUUCAGAAUCUUUAGUCCCUGAAGCUGAAAGAAUGGAACCCAGUCUUUGUUUAAUCACAGCUCUAAACAGAAAACAGUUAAUAUUUUUCUUGCUGUCAAAUAUAACAACUGGCCUGAUCAACCUGAUGGUAGAUACAUUACACAGCAGUACCUUGUGGGCCUUAUUUGUGGUCAAUCUCUAUAUGUUUUCCAACUGUUUAAUUGUAUAUGUACUAUAUUUGCAAGAUAAGACUAUACAAUUUUGGUGAUCAGCAGGGGUAGGAUAUGUAAGUAUUUGGGCAAUAUUUAAUGAGGAAUAUUAAUUGUAAAGAAAUUGUGCUUUUGGCAACAGUGUUAACCAUAUUUUAUUAUAAAAUAGUUUCAGUCAUCUGAACAGUAGUGAUGCUUAAUUAUUUUUUUUUUUUUGAGACAGAGUCUCACUCUGUUACCCAGGCUGGAGUGUAGUGGUGCCAUCUCAGCUCACUGCAACCUCCACCUCCCAGGUUCAAGCAAUUCUCCUGCCUCAGCCUCCUGAGUAGCUGGCACUGUAGGCAUGCACCACCAUGCCCAGCUAAUUUUUGUAUUUUUAGUAGAGAUGGGGUUUUGCCAUAUUGGCCAGGCUGGUCUCAAACUCCUGAACUCAAGUGAUACACCCACCUUGGCCUCCCAAAGUGCUGGGAUUACAAGUGUGAGCCACCACACUGGGCCAAUGCUUAAUAUUUUAAUGUAUCUCAACAAUAAAACCAAGAAGAAACAAAGCCUUUUGACUUGUUAGAAUGUAUUAAGUAGUAUUUUAAAGAAACUUUAUAGUUGUGACAUUGAAAGACUUGGGGUGGGGGGAGGAAAAUUUUUACUUUCCAUCUUAAUGUAACCUUAUGCUAUUCUGUAUUUUUACUGUAUAUUGCUUUUACAAUAAAUAUAAAAUGAAAUGUUUAUGUUGACAUUUCAGUGUGAACUG